AUGAAAAGCAAAAGUACUGCAGCCGUUCCAAAAGAAUACAAUAUAAGAAGACACUAUGAAAAUCUGCAUUCUAUAUUUUCAAAACUACCCGAAGAACUAUGUAAACAAAAACUUUCAUCUUUGAAACGAGAAUUGACAGGUCAGCAAGCGAUGUUUACAAAACGUGUUCAAGAUUCAGAAGUUGCAACAGAAAUAAGUUUUGAAAUAUCUCGCCUUACAGCAAAAAUGUGCCGACCAUUUACAGACGGAGAUUUUGUUAAAGAUUGUUUCAAGAUAGCUGCUAAAAAGAUUUGUCCAGAAUCAGCCAAAACUUUCGAGAAACUUCAGUUAAAUCGGAUGACUGUGCAGAGUAGAAUUACUGCAAUGUCGGUAAAUAUGAAAGACCAAUUAACGAAUUAUGCAAAUAAAUUUGCUUACUUUUCAUUGGCUAUUGAUGAAUCAACUGACAUUACUUCCACAGCCCAGUUGUUAAUAUUUGCACGUGGAAUAACGUACGAGUUUGAAGUAAGUGAUGAGUUGAUUGGAAUGAGUUCAUUAUCAGGUCAAAUGAAGGGUAGUGACAUGCUCACUGGGCUUUCGGAACAGUGUUCCAAAAGUGAUUUAGAUCUGAUAAAAUUAUCAGGUAUUACGACUGACGGAGAUCUUUCCAUGAUAGGAACUAAUUUUGGAUUGGUAACAUUAUUAAAACAGCAUUUGGGAAGACACGGCGAUGAGUUGAUACAAUUCCACUGUAUAAUCCACCAGGAGAGUUUGUGCCCCCAGAAACUAGGAUUUGAACAUGUUAUGAAAGUUGUAGUUUCAACAAUUAAUAUUAUAAAAUCCCGUGGCCUUAAUCACCAACAAUUCAAAACAUUUCUUGAAGACAUUGAAAGCACAUACGGUGACUUAAUUUUUUACACAGAAGUGAGGUGGUUUAGUCGCGAUCAAACAUUGGAGCUGAUGGAUAUCACGGAGUCGAAACGAAGGAAACACACUUAA
This is a messenger RNA of Dufourea novaeangliae, 978 nucleotides long. Its product is annotated as general transcription factor II-I repeat domain-containing protein 2-like. The record is from RefSeq and is a predicted model, not a curated record. NCBI's taxonomy places the organism in Eukaryota, Metazoa, Arthropoda, Insecta, Hymenoptera, Halictidae. The transcript has a single exon. The coding region runs from base 1 to 978 and encodes 325 amino acids.